Lodderomyces theae is the source of this 738-nucleotide messenger RNA. RefSeq names its product mediator complex subunit (gene MED7). The record is from RefSeq and is a predicted model, not a curated record. Gene Ontology annotation, biological process: regulation of transcription by RNA polymerase II. Gene Ontology annotation, molecular function: transcription coregulator activity. The coding region runs from base 1 to 738 and encodes 245 amino acids. Gene Ontology annotation, cellular component: mediator complex; core mediator complex. NCBI's taxonomy places the organism in Eukaryota, Fungi, Ascomycota, Pichiomycetes, Serinales, Debaryomycetaceae. The transcript has a single exon.
AUGUCUACCUCCAAUGGCGAGGACCUAAUAUCGUCUUUAUACCCACCUCCCCCUCCAUUUGCCAAGUAUUUCACUGACGAAAACUUGGCCCAAUUAGCAGAAAUUCAAUCGUCGGUAAACAAAAAUGAUGCUGCCAAUAAUAACGACGGCGACAAUGACAAUGACAAUGACAAUGACAAUGACGAGCAUAUAAAGGGCGAGCUCAAGUUCCUAGUCCCACCAAAAGUACCAUCCGGGACGCAGUACAGAGGAUACGGAAAUAUAUGGUCCUUCAAGGACAAACUACCAAAUUUAAAAGAUACUCAAUGGGAACAACUAUACGACGAUGCCAACUUGACCUCGGAAACCAAGAUUAAAGAGUUGCACAAGAUGAUGGACUCGUUGUUGCUCAAUUUUGUUGAGUUGAUUCGGUUGUUAAGUGUUGACCCACAACAAUUUGAACCCAAAGUUAAAGAUAUGAGUUUGUUAUUGAUCAAUUUCAAUCAUAUUUUAAACACGUAUCGACCACAUCAAAGUAGGGAGAGUUUGAUUAUGUUGUUGAGAAAGCAAAUCCAAGCUAAAAGGAAGGAGAUUGAAAAUAUCAACUCUGUUUGUGAGGAGGUGAAGUCGAAAAUCGUUGCAAUGACAACUGAAGAUUUUGACAUGAAUAUUGAUACUAAUGACGAGAAAGUGGUGAGUGGUUACGAUGGUAAUGUGGAGAAGGAAAGAAUAGUGGAAAGUCUACUACUGAAGGUGUAA